CUUCAAAAUCUUACCCUUCCAAUUUUAAUUUUUCGUCCUAAGUUUAAGGUAGGGGUCUGACCCCCGACUUAAAGGUUAAGAAGCUCUUAAACACGAAGCAGAUCCUUUCUCCAACGACGAAGGAAAAAACGCGCCCACAAGUCUGUAUGUGUGAUGUGAAGAUCUAUCCUCUAUCUUCCACUUUUUUUUUAGCUCCGACACAUCAUUCCACAUAUAUGAUGCCCAAAGGAAAACAACUCGCAGCAGAACAAAAACAGGACAGCGGUCAGGCCGACACUGCUACUACCAAAAGAAAAAGACAUCGAACAGUAAACUGGGAGAAUGACCUUGGCAGUGACCAGCGUAAUGCCAAUGACCAUUUGAUCGACUGGCUGGGUAUGCCCGACUCAGACGGGACUUUGAUGUUCUAUAGGUGGAAAUCAGACAAUGUGACGGGAAAAACCAGAGAGCAUUGGAGUAAAGUGGCUUUGGAGUAUCUCGUCCAGAAGGGGUGCGCCUCUAAUCGCGACGUGCAGUCUGUUUUGAGGCAGAUUAAGAAAAUGUGGGGCACGUUCAAGAAUACGAGUGAUGAGAUCAACAAGACAGAUUCGGAGGGGCCUAAUGGUAAUUAUGCCAUCCGCAUUUGCCCUUGGUACAGUGAGCUCAUGCCAAUCAUGUCACACUCGGCCGCUGCCAUGGUUGGACCUGGGCGUUCGACUUUGGAUGAAGGUGAGGACAAAGAUCGUGAGAGGCUGAGGAAAAGGAUCAGGCAUGCGAAGGAAGAGGAGCGCGAGGACGAUGAUAAUGGCCAGUGCGAUACUGGCCUGGAACAAUUUGGGCUUGAUGAGACCGCAGAUACCGCAGAUGCAACGCCCUCACGCCCUUCUUCAUCGGUAUGCACCCAGGCCCUUGUCCCUAUCCCAUUUUCCACCCGUCCCGAUCACUCUAAGGUUAUCGCGGACACGGCAUCUGCUUCAAGUUCUGUCGCUCCUUCUCUUCCCACUCCUCGGACUGUCUUUGAAUCUCGUGGAUCUCCUUACGACGCUCCUUCUGGCCUUCUCACUCCAGACAGUCAAGGAACUGCAGAGCGCAAUUCUCAUCCUCGCGCUACGCAACGAAUGCUCUCUGUAAAUGAGAAAGCCGAGGCAUGCAGCGCCGAGGACCAGCUCCAACGGCUCGUUGAGGCAAGCGAGGUGAACUGGGAGAGGAGGCACAGGGAUAUGCUUCUCUUACAAGAAGAGGAGAAUGCGAUCCUCAAGGACAUUAUUGCUGCUGAGGAAAAGAAAGCUGCCACGGCGGUUAAAAGGCUCGAUUUCGAGAUGUGGAAGGAGUUUUUGGCGCUCCACAGAGCGGAGGGAGCCUCGUACGAGAAGGCCAAAAAGAGGGCAAUGGACGAUGUCAAAGAAUGGAAUGAUAAACAUGGGCGAAUGUAAAGGUUGGCGCGGUUGUUAUCAAGGAAAUAAAAUAUGCAUCAGUUCAU
Cryptococcus deneoformans JEC21 is the source of this 1459-nucleotide messenger RNA. Its product is annotated as expressed protein. The record is from RefSeq and is a predicted model, not a curated record. The coding region runs from base 147 to 1412 and encodes 421 amino acids. NCBI's taxonomy places the organism in Eukaryota, Fungi, Basidiomycota, Tremellomycetes, Tremellales, Cryptococcaceae. The transcript has 4 exons.